Molecule: messenger RNA, 669 nt
Organism: Eimeria tenella
Lineage: Eukaryota; Apicomplexa; Conoidasida; Eucoccidiorida; Eimeriidae
Product: peptide methionine sulfoxide reductase, putative
Exons: 2
Coding region: 1-669 (222 amino acids)
Molecular function (GO): peptide-methionine (S)-S-oxide reductase activity
Source: RefSeq, a predicted model, not a curated record
AUGUCUCUAUUGAACUCGUCGAGCGGGCUUUCGGUGGGCAGCUCGCCCGCUGCUGCUGCUGCUGCAGCGCCUGCUGCGGCUGCUGCUGCGGGGGCGCCCCCCGCCGGUGCCGCUGCGGCUCCCGCUGCCGCUCCCGCUGCAGCUGCUGCUGCUGCUCCCCCUGCAGCAGCAGCAGCAGCAGAAAGCAUCGUCCUGGGGGGCGGCUGCUUCUGGGGCCUGGAGAAGCUGUUUGUGGAGGAGUUCAAAGACAAGUUGGAAGCAACUUGUGUGGGGUACGCAGGUGGACAUACACCCCAGCCCACGUACGCGCAGGUCUGCAGCAGCAAAACUGGACACUUCGAAGCUCUCAAGAUUUCUUUUUUUCCGCAAAAGGUCCAUUUGCGGGAACUCCUCACUUUCUUCUGGACCAUCCACGACCCCACCACUCCCGACAGACAGGGGCCCGACGUGGGCCCCCAGUACCGCUCGGCUGUCUGCGUUUCAGACCCCACACAACUUCCUCUUGUUCUUCAAAUUAAAAACGAAAUGCAAAAAAAAUGGAAUUUCAAAAUCCAAACUGAAAUCAUUUCCGAUCCCAACAAAUGCCACUUCUGGCCAGCCGAAGACCACCACCAAAAGUACCUCUUCAAGAACCCUGGCGGCUACUGCUCCCACAGGAAGCACUUCUGA